CUUUUCGACAUGUCACCGCGUCCGUACCACCGUGUCUGUUCGUCUCCCGUCUUUCGUCCUCGUCGUCUCUUCAAUUCAUUGCACGUCCUCGUCUCCUUCUUGGGCGAGAUUGAGAAAUAACUCCAUUCCAUGGCGAGUCCUCUUGUCUACAUUUUUAAUCGUGUCAACAAUAUUGGCCGUUAAGUCUGACCCAACGAGCACCGUCAUUCCGCCAUCAUGGCCGACACGCCGAAUUCGCACCAAGACGUCCAGGCAGCGCGUGUGAUCUCUGAUCAUCUGCCAUCUGGCUACACGGCUGGAUACGUUGCUGGAUCUGAUGCUGCAGAGGCCUCGAAAGAUUCCGACGAGGAAGAAGCCGAAUCUUCCUUGCAGCUCCAGGGUGGAGACAUCCAUAGAGAUCUUUACAAAAUCCAUCACCGGGGAAAGCUACAACAUCGAGCUGCCACGUUUUCUCAUCCUCAACUCAGCACUUCCAACGAAGACGAUGAGCAGCCCACAGUUGCAGACCAAUUGGCCCCCGGAGGCUUCCGCCGGGAAUUUGUGAGGAAAAAGUAUGGUCGAUUCAAUCCAGCCGUUAUGCCCGUCACUCGAAAUUUCGUCGAGUUUCUCGCCUUGUACGGCAGCUUCGCUGGAGAAGAUCUCGAGGAUUCCGAAGACGAAUCAGCACUUGAAGAUGAAGAACAGGCCCCAUCCGAGACCAGACCACUGCUCGGCCGACGGCGUACCACUGCCAAAGCGAGGGGCGAUGCCGGCAUGACCAAGACAUUCUUCACCUUGCUCAAGGCCUUCAUUGGCACCGGUAUCAUGUUCUUGCCCAAGGCUUUCAACAAUGGCGGCAUCCUAUUUUCAUCCAUCACGUUGCUGACUGUCUCGCUCGUCACAACACUGGCUUUCCACUUGUUGUUACAAUGCCGACAAGAACACAAGAAGAACGGUUAUGGUGAACUCGGCGAAGCCAUUGGCGGACCGAGAUUGAGGGCCAUCAUUCUCGGUUCGGUCACCAUUUCGCAACUUGGAUUCGUCUGCGCCGGCACGGUUUUCGUCGCGCAGAAUCUUCAUUCUUUCCUGCAGGCCGUCACCAAAGGUUCACAACCGCUAUCCACCAAUGUUCUGAUCGCGCUGCAGCUCAUAGCCCUGAUACCGCUGGCCUAUAUCCGCAACAUCUCCAAGCUCGGUCCUGCGGCAUUGCUCGCAGAUGUCUUCAUCCUUGUUGGUCUGGCCUACAUCUACUACUACGACAUUGCGACCCUAGUGAAUGAUGGCAUCCACCCGACUGUUCAGCUGUUCAAUCCUGAUUACUACACCAUGACCAUCGGCUCCGCGAUUUUCACGUUCGAAGGCAUUGGCCUGAUCCUCCCAAUUCAGUCGUCCAUGAAGCAACCUGAAAAAUUCGAGCCGUUGUUAUGGGCCAUCAUGCUCAUCAUCACAGUCAUCUUCACCUCGAUAGGCGCUCUCUGCUAUGCUACCUUUGGGUCCGCAACGCAGAUUGAAGUUAUUUCUAACUUCCCACAGAACAACAAGCUCGUCAAUGCCGUACAAUUUCUGUACGCGCUCGCGGUCAUGGCCGGUACGCCUGUGCAACUGUUCCCGGCCCUUCGGAUCCUUGAAGGCAAGGUCUUCGGCCGCCGGUCCGGCAAGAGAGAUGCUUUUACGAAAUGGAAGAAGAACGGGUUCCGUACGGGCCUUGUCAUUGUCUGUGUAUUGGUAGCAAUCCUGGGCUCCAACAACUUGGACAGGUUCGUUGCACUCAUCGGUUCAUUUGCAUGCGUCCCACUUGUAUACGUGUAUCCGCCGUUGCUUCAUUACAAAGGCGUGGCUCAAACGACGUGGGCGAAAGCUGGAGAUAUUGCAUUGAUGGCGUUGGGUUUGGCCUGCAUGAUUUACACCACCAUCAUCACCGUCGUCAACAGUUUUAUCAAGUCAUGACGGAAAGCAGUUAUGAAUGAAAUGAGUCACUUCUGCCGGUGGCGUGAAGUCAGACAGUCGCUGCAAGUUUGGAAGCACAAACUUGAUGCAUGUAUGUUAAGAUCAUAGGGCAGGAUGGUAUUGAGCAGCGGUUGACAAAAUUCAUCUAACGUUGUACCUCAAACUUCGGGCUAAUCACACCCAAAAUCAUUCUUGGUUGUAGAAGAUUGCAUUUCAGCCGCCUCCAAGAUCCCAUGCCCUUUUCUCCUGC
Molecule: messenger RNA, 2176 nt
Organism: Exophiala xenobiotica
Lineage: Eukaryota; Fungi; Ascomycota; Eurotiomycetes; Chaetothyriales; Herpotrichiellaceae
Exons: 1
Coding region: 217-1926 (569 amino acids)
Biological process (GO): amino acid transmembrane transport
Molecular function (GO): amino acid transmembrane transporter activity
Source: RefSeq, a predicted model, not a curated record